Molecule: messenger RNA, 1653 nt
Organism: Punica granatum (pomegranate)
Lineage: Eukaryota; Viridiplantae; Streptophyta; Magnoliopsida; Myrtales; Lythraceae
Source: RefSeq, a predicted model, not a curated record
CCCCCCCCCCCCCCCCCCCCCCCUGCACUCUCUGUCUCUCUCUCUCUCUUUCUACUCUAAAAAGUCAGCGCCUUGUUUGUUGUCCUCUCUCUCUCUCUCUCAAACCAUUUCCUCUCUCUUGAACAGCUCUGCCAGUGCCAGAGACGGUUUUUGCAGAAGGGAUUUGUGAAGAUUGAGAGUCCAUGGACGACGAUUGGGAUCUACAUGCGGUGGUCCGAGGCUGCUGCACCGCCGCCUCCACCACAGGCACAGCCACGGCCACGGCCACGGCCACCUUACCCUCAGCCGGGACCCUCUCCUCCUCUCAUGAGUAUCUUCAUGUCCUUCCUUUUUGCUCCUCUGCUCCUCCCUGCAUUGGACCUGCGAAGAAGGACGUUGAGCUGCCGGAUCUCUUCGAGGAGCUACACGAGCUCUCCAAGCCCUUCUUUGCUCCCAAAUCUGAGCCUCUUAUCCUGCAGAACGCCGCCGUCUCUCCUCUACCUCUACCUCUACCUCCCUUCGGAAGACCCAGUAAUGGAGCUGGUGGUCGGGUCCAAAUUAAACGGCCUUCUCCGGUGGCCUCUUCCCGCUCCAAAAGAAGCAGGAAGAGCCAGUUCAAGAAGGUUUGUCAGGUCCCGGCCGAGAACCUCUCAUCAGACAUAUGGGCUUGGCGUAAGUAUGGCCAGAAACCCAUCAAAGGUUCGCCAUAUCCAAGGGGAUAUUACAGAUGCAGCAGCUCCAAGGGGUGUUUGGCCCGGAAACAAGUGGAGCGGAACAGAUCCGACCCGGGAAUGUUCGUAGUGACCUAUACAGGCGAGCACAACCACCCCGCCCCCACCCACCGCAACUCCCUCGCUGGCUCCACCCGCCAGAAGCCCGCCACCUCCGGCGAUCCCCCCUCCGCCUCCAACGUUCAUGUGCCGCCUCCCUCUUCCUCUCCUGCCACCUCUCCGGAAGAAGAAGAAGAGGCCAUGCCACAGAGCACGAGCAGAGGCGAGCAUGAUGAUAGCAUGGAGGAUGAUGAGGAUGGCGAGGUGGGUUUAUCUCACAUGGCUCUGGAUGAUGAUUUCUUUGUGGGUCUGGAGGGUUUGCUCGACGACGACCGGGAGGACUGCUUCUUGGAUCGGUUUCCGGCGAAUUUCGGGCUUUCCUGGGACGCUGCCACAAACAGCUCCGUCACCACCGCCGGCGGCAGCUGACUUAGGGAAAGGAACAGCAAGCAAAUUAAAGCAGUUUGUUGAUGUAGGAACACUUUUUUGACUUCUGCGUGAGAGAGAGAGAGAGAGAGAGAGGCAACGGAGCGGAGAUUGCAGCCGCGCGCGCUUUAGUGAUGGAAUCUUGAGCAGCAACAAUGCUCGGUCUUGGGCAAGGCUCCUUCGGGCCAUGGCCACAACUAAACUAGUUGGCUAGGCUUGGAAGCAAGCUGCCAGCGCCUAUCGGCGAGAACUAGGCCAAUCACUUUCCCUAGCGAAGAAGAAAGAGGUUGCUGUACGGUUUUCUAAUUAUCUUUGUACAAUUUAAUUUUAGGGAGAUGAAGAUAUAUAGGGAAGGGCAUGUACGUAGUUGUAGAUGACAAGGGAAUUAAGGGAGGCAAUGUUGUUCUCUGUUUCUUUUGUAAACGUAUAGUCUGUAGAAGUUCAGCUUUAAUCAUAUAUAUCCUUUGAUUCCAUUUCA